AUGCAGAUCAAGAACAUCUUCGUCCUAGCUCUUGCCUCCUUUGCAGUGGCAGAUAUCUUCGACACGAUUUCAGAUGGAUUCAAUGACAUUGGAGACAACAUCGAAAGCGUGUUCAACGAUAUCACUUCAGACGGAAGUGAUUUCUGGUCAUCGAUCAGGAGCGAAGCUUCCUCAGUCGCCUCUUCAUAUUCGUCAGAAUUCUCUCAGUUCACAGCAACCGCCAGUCUCGGUCCUGAAGCAACAUCCUACAUCAAGUCCCUCGAAUCCGCUGCCUCUUCUCGCAUCGCCAGCAUAAGUAGUGUCGCACGCACACACACAGCAACCAAUACUGGAGCAGUAGCCGUAGCUGCAACAACUAUCACGACAACAAAUGCUGCUGGUCAGACUAUUACUAGCACGAGCAUGAGCACUGGCGGCGCUGCAUUGCCAACUGGUGCUGUUGGUGCGAUGCUGUUUGGAGGGGCAGCCAUCUUUGCAGCUGCGUUGUAG
This is a messenger RNA of Cadophora gregata, 489 nucleotides long. RefSeq lists its product as uncharacterized. The transcript has 3 exons. NCBI's taxonomy places the organism in Eukaryota, Fungi, Ascomycota, Leotiomycetes, Helotiales, Ploettnerulaceae. The record is from RefSeq and is a predicted model, not a curated record. Bases 1 to 489 code for a protein of 162 amino acids.